CAAUCCUCACAUUCACACAAGCCCGAAGGGACAACCUCACAAUGGAACAACUCCUCCUCCCUCACUUACCAGACUCACACACCCUCCACAUCGCCCUGUACACCAACCUCCAAAAUGCCGAAUUUCUCCAUACACAACUCCUCCAAGGCAACACCUCUUUCGAAUACGCCUUCCUCGACGCUUCAGUCAUAAUCUCGCGAACUCACCUCCUCUCUGCUGCGUGGCGGGCAAUCAAUGACCAGCGAGCGGGGAGGUUGAAAACGAGAAACGUGCAUUCAGAAAUCGUCUUUGCUUUGUCGGGGAAUAAUAAUAUCGCCGAAUCCUUCCGCCGCCACGGCCUCACACCAGCAACAACCUCCCUCUUAGCGAUAAAGGUCGCUCCAUCAGAUCAGCAUUCCAGUAUUUCCACCCACUUAUCCGAGAAUAUUCAAGGCGACCUUCUGCACUUCACAGACGAGAAACUGGCUGGACUUCGAGACGACGCGCGGAUCAAGAAGAUCUAUCGCAUUCCGCAGGCUGUAGGCAAGGAUGCGAGUGGGCGGGAGAGCUGGAGGAAGGAAGUGGAAGGUGGGAUUGUGGGGAGCAUGGUGUUGAAGGGAUCUUGA
Messenger RNA from Zymoseptoria tritici IPO323, 605 nucleotides. RefSeq lists its product as uncharacterized. Gene Ontology annotation, biological process: tRNA threonylcarbamoyladenosine modification; telomere maintenance via recombination. Gene Ontology annotation, cellular component: cytosol; nucleus; EKC/KEOPS complex. The transcript has 2 exons. NCBI's taxonomy places the organism in Eukaryota, Fungi, Ascomycota, Dothideomycetes, Mycosphaerellales, Mycosphaerellaceae. The record is from RefSeq and is a predicted model, not a curated record. Bases 42 to 605 code for a protein of 187 amino acids.